This is a messenger RNA of Morone saxatilis (striped sea-bass), 531 nucleotides long. RefSeq names its product peroxisomal succinyl-coenzyme A thioesterase-like. Gene Ontology annotation, molecular function: fatty acyl-CoA hydrolase activity. The transcript has 4 exons. The record is from RefSeq and is a predicted model, not a curated record. Bases 1 to 531 code for a protein of 176 amino acids. Gene Ontology annotation, biological process: fatty acid metabolic process; acyl-CoA metabolic process. Lineage: Eukaryota; Metazoa; Chordata; Actinopteri; Moronidae.
AUGCAGACGGCCUAUCGAGUCCUGCAGCAGCAUCCUCAAGUCCUCGGCAGCAGGAUCGCCAUGUUGGGCCUAUCACUUAGCACCAGUUUCACCCUCAAAAUGGCUGUGUACUCCCAAGCUAUAAAGCCUGUGGAAAAAGCUGAAAUGCUGCUGCUGUUUGUCUCUGAGCAGGUGGGGCAACUCCAGUGUCCUCUGUUGCUGGUUGUAGGUGAGGACGAUCAGAACUGGCCCACCUACGAGUCUGCAAUGGACAUGAAGGAAAUGAUGGAGCAGGCAGGGAAUAGCCACUUGCUGACUGUCCUGUCAUAUCCGAACGCCGGUCAUUUGAUUGAACCUCCGUACAUGCCGCUCUCCCGAGCAAGCACCUUCAUAUCAGUUGGCUCACAUAAGAGUGUGAUGGCUCUGUGGGGUGGAGAGACUGUGGCACAUUCUCGUGCACAGGAAGACGCCUGGAGGAAGACACUGGUGUUUCUGCGGGAGAAUCUGUACGGUGGCAUGAACCCUGUCGCAACUUUAUUUUGCAAUCUGUAA